Messenger RNA from Vicia villosa (hairy vetch), 1326 nucleotides. RefSeq lists its product as uncharacterized. The record is from RefSeq and is a predicted model, not a curated record. Gene Ontology annotation, biological process: intracellular protein transport. NCBI's taxonomy places the organism in Eukaryota, Viridiplantae, Streptophyta, Magnoliopsida, Fabales, Fabaceae. The coding region runs from base 111 to 1076 and encodes 321 amino acids. Gene Ontology annotation, cellular component: endosome. The transcript has 11 exons.
UUAUGGUUUUUUCUCCUUUGCAAAGAUGCCCUUUUCAACGAAUGAUAGUUUCAUGCCAUUGAUAACAGAUACAAAGCUUAAAACUCAGUAGUAACUCUCUCUCUGUUGCCAUGUCCGUUCACCUCAAACUCUCUCAUUCAAAUCGUAUCUAUCACCCUUCCGAGCUUCUGAAAGGAAACAUAAUUGUAGAAACACAGUCUUCAAUUUCACACUAUGGGAUUCGUAUCACUAUCAAAGGAUCCGUCAAUUUGCAGGUUCGUGGAGGAUCAGCUGGGGUUGUUGAGUCAUUCUAUGGUGUUAUUAAGCCUAUUCCAAUUCUGAAGAGGACCGUUGAGAUUAAGCCUUCCGGAAAGAUCGGUUCGGGCACGACAGAGAUACCAUUUUCAUUGAACCUUAGACAGGAAGAGAAUUUAGAAAAGUUUUAUGAGACUUUCCAUGGGACAGAUAUUAGUAUCCAGUAUUUAGCGACUGUAGAUAUUUCUCGCGGAUACUUGUAUAAAUCUUUAUCAGCAACGACGGAGUUCAUUAUUGAAAGUGAUAAAGGUGAUCUUCUACAAAGACCAAUAUCUCCAGAGACGGUCAUCUUUUAUAUUACACAAGACACUCAAAGACAUCCUCUUCUUCCUGAAUUAAAGUCCGGUGGAUUUCGGGUGACAGGAAAAAUCUGUACUCAGUGUUCUUUGUCCAGUCCUAUUAAUGGCGAACUAACUGUCGAAGCAUCAGCAGUUCCAAUUCAUUCGAUCGACAUCCAGUUAUUUCGCGUUGAAUCUAUUCUUAUUGGGGAGAAAAUUGUGAAUGAAACCUCACUGAUUCAAACAACUCAGGCAAGUGAUGCUGGAUUUAUAGCAGAUGGUAACGUGUGUCGCAAUUUGACAAUGCCUAUCUAUGUAAUACUUCCUCGACUUUUGACCUGUCCAACAAUCUUCGCUGGUCCCUUUUCAAUUGAGUUCAAAGUUGCAAUUGUUAUAAGCUUUCAAUCAGAGCUAUCUAAAUUGCAAAAGAAGUCUGACUCAAGAACUCCAAGACUCUGGCUUGCAAUGGAAACAUUACCGCUCGAAUUGGUUCGCACAAUGUAAAUGCAUGAUUGAUGUAUGGUUUAUUAGAAUAGGACAUGACUUGAAAAUAUGGAUGGUUAUAACUUACCAAUGCAAUAUUUUAGUUGAGGGUAUUGGCUAUAUGGAAUUUCAGGUCAAAAAGUGUAAUCAAUAUUAAUAGUUCAACAUUGGAAGCACUGUUAUUUUAUAGGUGUUUCACUUUUUCAAGGGAUGUAACUGCUGUCAAAUUUUUGAUGUUAAAUAGGAUGUCUUCUGAUUUUUAUGUGUACAA